AUGGCGGUUGUCGAGAGCGAGACGCUUCCGGCGUCUCACGUUGCGGCGUCCUCGUCUACACCUGUUGCUUGUAGCAGUUCUUCUGCUCCGACAUCGUUGUGUACGGAUACGGGCCCCCCCCCUUCUCUGGGUGUCCACCCACCUAUUGAAACUGUAGAGGGUUUAAAUCUGAGCUCAGACCAGCUGCAGAAGGUGCGUGCUUUGCGUGCUGUGGUGGACGCCCUUCCAAUAGUUGAGGAGCUGCAGCAGGAAGCCCCGGUGGCAAAGGAGAAAAGUUGGUUGUCAGGCAUUUUCAGCAGAAGCAACAGCAGCAGCAGCAGCAGCGGCAGCGGAUCAAAGAAAGAAGUGCGGGAGUUGACAUGGGAGGAGGUUUUGUGGCUGUCUAACGACCUUAUCCUUUGGCGCUAUCUCCGGAGUUACAACUGGGAGGAAGCAGCAGCACAGCAGCAGCUCAUGCAGACAGUGCAAUGGAGAAGAGAGCGCAAACCCCAUCACAUACAGCCAGAAGAAGUCAUGGGUACAGCAGCCAGAGGCAGCGUGUACAGAAGGGGUUUUGAUGUUCAUGGACACCCCAUUGUCUAUUUCAAACCUGGACGAGAACCAGCUCAGUCAACGCGUGCUGCACAGGAUUAUACUUUGUAUACACUAGAAAAGGCCUUGCAAUCCGUGCCUGUGGGCAGCGGAAGGGAUCAGGUGGUGUUUCUGGUGGACUUUGCAGGCUUUCGGGUGUCUCAGGUGCCUUCAAUGGAUGUUAGCAGGGAAGUUGUUCAAAUAUUAAAUGAACAUUAUACGGAUAUUCUUGCAAAAGCAUUCUUACUAGAUGCCCCGGGUUACCUGGAUGGCAUAUGGCGACUUGUGCGCCUCAUGCUGCAUCCCCUCACCGCAGCAAAAGUUGAAUUCAUCAAUACCAGUAACCCUAAACAGCGCAGCAAAUUAACACAGCAAAUCCCUCUCCAUUUCCUCGAGCAAACCCUUGGAGGCACUUGCGAAGCUGCUUACAAUCAUGAGGUGUACUGGGAGGCAGAGGCCGCUUACCAUCAGCAAAUCCAAUCACACAACACGCAAACCCUCCUCAACAUGAAAAGCAACAAACAAUUCCUACACAGAACACAAAGUAACUCUUCAAACACGCCAGAUACAUCAGACACGCCACAGCAGCAGCGUCUUCUCGCAGAUGCUGCUCCGCGCUCCGCUGCAGCAGCACCUCUGAGGGUGGCGGCGGAGAGAGGAAACACGAAUGAGAUAGAUAGAGGAGGCACAAGAGAGAUGGCUACAGGAGACAACUGCACAAGAGACAAGCCCAAUAUAAUUUCACCUGAUAGGCAUGUGCAACAGGAGGCCAUGAUAGAGCAGGAGACGCUGCGAAAGGGACUGCUGCCCCCUGAGCGAGCCCCUGAGGGAUCCCCUGAGGGCGCCCCUGAGGGAUCCCCUGAGGGCGCCCCUGAGGGAGCCCUUGAGGGAGCCCUUGAGGGAGCCCUUGAGGGAGCCCUUGAGGGCGCCCCUGAGGGAGCCCUUGAGGGAGCCCUUGAGGGAGCCCUUGAGGAAGCCCUUGAGGAAGCCCUUGAGGGAGCCCCUGAGGGGGCCCCAGAGGGAGCCCUUGAGGGAGCCCCUGAGGGAGCCCUUGAGGAGGCAGCGGCCGUGGUAGCAGCAACCGGCUGCUGA
This is a messenger RNA of Eimeria maxima, 1662 nucleotides long. Its product is annotated as CRAL/TRIO domain-containing protein, putative. NCBI's taxonomy places the organism in Eukaryota, Apicomplexa, Conoidasida, Eucoccidiorida, Eimeriidae. Bases 1 to 1662 code for a protein of 553 amino acids. The transcript is spliced from 6 exons. Gene Ontology annotation, molecular function: phosphatidylinositol transfer activity. The record is from RefSeq and is a predicted model, not a curated record.